Messenger RNA from Parathielavia appendiculata, 1323 nucleotides. RefSeq lists its product as uncharacterized. Bases 1 to 1323 code for a protein of 440 amino acids. The transcript is spliced from 5 exons. Lineage: Eukaryota; Fungi; Ascomycota; Sordariomycetes; Sordariales; Chaetomiaceae. The record is from RefSeq and is a predicted model, not a curated record.
AUGACGGCUUCAACUCCGAAUCCCGCCCUCAACGGGGAGUCCAGAGUCGGCGAGAUCAUAGCCAUCAUCUCGGCGGCUUGCGUACUCUCAACACUAGUCGUCGCCUUGAGAUGCUACUCUCGCGCCGUCAUUCUCAGAAGUUUCGGACUGGACGAUGCUGUGAUGGUUCCAGCACAGAUCUUGACGAUAGCAUCAGCUGUGGCCAUCGGGCUCGAAGCCAAAUACGGUCUCGGUCGCCACUCCUGGAUGAUGCCCAAGGAGGACUACAUCCCUUACAUGAAAUCCUUUUAUAGCUCCAUCGCUGUCUACAAUGUCGCCGUCUGCAUGACCAAAAUAUCCAUCCUGCUGCAGUACCACCGUCUCUUUUCUCACACAAUGAUUCGGAAAGUCAUCCUCGGUGGGCUCGUCUUCCUGAUAUGCUGGGGGAUCACGCUCUGCUUCCUCCUGCCCCUCGUCUGCAUCCCGGUCGACGCAUUCUGGAACCCCGACGUGCCCGGCUUCUGUCUAGACAACGGCACUAUUUGGUACGUCAUGGCGGGCGUCAAUGUCUUCACCGACUUUGCCGUUUUCUCCAUGCCCAUCCCGGUCAUCAGUUCGCUGCACCUCCCAACGAAGCAAAAGGCCAUGCUCCUAAUCGUCUUUACCCUCGGCAUUUUCCCCUGCGCCGUCUCAAUCUACCGCAUCCACACCCUUUACUCCGCCGCGCAUUCGACCGACGCGAGCUGGGACAACGUGGACGCCGCUGUCUUCUCCUUCCUCGAGCUCUCGGUCGGCGUCAUCGCCAUCUGCCUGCCCACCCUCCGCCCCGUGCUGAUGCAGACCAUGCCGCGCAUCUUUGGCUCGCUGCUGCGCUCCAAUUCGGGCGGAUACGGCAACGGUCCCACUGGUCCGACUGCCGGGGGCGGCAGCCGCACCCCUUUUAGCGGGCACGGGACGGGUACUGGCGCUGUUGCUGGUGGCGGUGGCGCUGGUGGAGGUGGGGUGUUCACAAAGGUCGGUUCCUCCGGGACAACAACGCUACGGGCGUCAGAUAGUACCGAGGGGCUGAGGCCUGGGGACGAGGAGAUUGCGCUGCCGCCGAGGAGUCGGAUGGGAGAUGAUAUCGAGUUUGGGGAACUGCCUCAUGGGCCGUUAGAUGCGAAUAUCCCUGUUGCGAAGCGGUACAGCGUGAGUGUGGUCGGGGGCUGGGAGCCCGCGGCGUAUCUCGAUGAGGCGGUAGGGGGCGGGAAUCCGGUGGGCAUCAAGACGACCACGGUCGUCACGCAGAAGGUGUCGUUUGCCGAGGAAGGAAAUCGGCUGUCUGGGGAGAACGCCAACCCAUGA